ACCUUUACUUGCCUUCCUUCUCUCUCGCACUCAAACCGCCUCUCUCCCCCUCUCCAUAAAAAGAGAGAACCAGAAAGAGAAAAAGAGGAAAAGGCACUGUCGUUUCUGCUCGCGUUUGAGAUUUCCACUGAGGUUUUUCAAGGUGAGGAAUUUUAUUCGACGGAAUGCUUGUGAUUUGAACCUGUUACGAACUCCAGAUAGAGUUGCUGUCAUCUGUGAUUCUAUGGCUAGAUCUGAGCUUUAAUGGAGAAAAAGUAUAGUAAUCAAGAUUUUCACCAACCGAUAGUUGUUUAGCGUUGAUUCUCUUUGAAUACAAAGGAGGUGCAAUGGAAAUUUGUGACAGCUGAAAGGAACUCCUGGUUUUUUGCUUUUUGGAUAAGCUGGUUCAGAUGGAGGGAGGCAUUGAUGCUGAUGAGCCACUUGAUUAUGCCGAAUUUCAGAUUUUUCCGAGUCAAAACAGGUAUGUAGCAUUUGUAUGUGGAGGCAACAACGUAGAAACGCUAGCAUCUGGACUUCUGGAACAACUUCUGUUGCAUUUUCCUGAAGUAAAAGAUUUGUCCUCAAAAGGAUCCAGUUUUCAUUUCAAACUUCAUCCACCUGACAAUGUUAUUGGUGCUGAAUGGUUCACAAAAGCUACAUUUACAAGAUUUCUAUGUAUUGUUGGUUCUCCUGAAAAACUUAGUAGCACCAAUGCUAUUGUAAAUGAGAUAUCUCAACUAGAGGAAGCCAAGGGAUUUCAUCUUUCCUUAUAUGCAAAGGCUGAAGUUGAUGUUGCCCCAUCAGAUGCUUCAAAAAAUGAUCUGCUACGAGCAAUGGAGUUGAGGCUCACAGCUUUAACACAAGAAUUAGCGGCUGCUUUCAACCGUGCUGCUGGUGUCACCUGCUCUCUUAAGGAGAUCAAUGACUUGGAAAAACUUUCUCAUCAUUUUGGAGCCAUAGAUUUGAGGAAAUUUUUUGCUAAGUUUGUAGAUCUGUGCCAAAAGAGCCCGAUUGCUGAUUUUUCGAGUGAUAAUAAGUCUCUCGCGACAAAUGAUUCAAGGAAUGGCAGAAUCAGUUAUACGGCAGGGAGUACGCAGACCUCCAAAGCGUCACACUCCGAUACACCGGUAAAGUAUGGUGUAUCUCCUGCAAAAGUUGCACAGGUUGAAAGACAAAGCUCAUCUGAAAGUGAGGAAUCUUCGUACACAAGUGAGGAGGAUCGGCCAACCGUUGAAAGAAGUAGGACCCUAGCGAGAUCUGCAUCGCCUAGAAGGUCGGCCUCUCCUAUGCGGAGGAUCCAAGUUGGGCGAUCUGGAUCACAUAGGGCCACAGCACUAACCAUUAAGAGCCUGAAUCUUUUUUCUGCUAGAGAAAGGGUGGUGUCUCACAGUGAUGGAGCUGCAAACAGUAGUGAAGAGGAAGGAUCUGAGCAACCCAAUAAAAGAAACGGUGUGCAAAGAAUGAGUGUGCAAGAUAAAAUCAAUCUUUUUGAAAGCAAACAGGGACACAAAACUGUAGAUAUUCAGAAGUCAGGUGCCUCUGUUGGUGCCAAUAAAUCAGUACUAAGAAGAUGGAGUGCAGGAAUGGGGGAAAGUUCUGCACAAUCCAUCCCAGAUAAUGUGUGUGAAGGAUCUGUCCCGAUGAUUCCCCACAGUUCAGCCAUUGCAGAGCUUCCGAAGAGCACACAAGAAGUGAAACCAAGGCCUGAUGUUAUUUCUGGAGGUUCCAGCCUUGUAGAGACUGCUGAGGUAGAUGCCAAAUCAGACUUAUUGGGAAAAAGAGCAAGUAAUCCAAUAGGUAUGCUAGCAGAUACUCUUGUAACCCAAAGAGAAGAAAGCAGUGAAAAAUUAAUUGCCUCAGCUGAAUGGAAUCUACAGAAGGAAGCAGAGUUGAACCAGUUGCUGAUGAAAAUGAUGGAAAAUAAGCCUGUCAGAUAUCAGAAUACAGGACCCGAUAGUGGUAAAUGCCAAAAUGUUCCCAGUGAGCCGAUAGGUGGAUUUAUUGACCACUCUAAAGAAAAGAGGGGUGAGAAACUUCGAGGAGAAGCUUCUGGAAAGCAAGCUGAAAAGGAAGCACAGUUUAGAGCAAUGCAGCAAAUUCUUGAUGUAAGAAAAGCUGAAAUGGCCCCUGCAACUGCAAAUGAUGUUGGCAGAAGACAUACUGCAAGUAAACCCCAAAAGCCGAGGAAAAAUUGUCUUCAAUCUGCAAAUCCCAAGAAGGAAACCUCAAAACCUGCUGUUGAGAGGAAAAAAUCUUCACCUAGACUGUCUCCACUGCCUGCUACACGUAAGUCGUGGCCAUCAACGCCUUCACCAAGAACUACAGGAACAUCACCAGCUAGGACUCCUGCUGGGACUACUUCUGCUGGUACCACUUUUACACGUCAGAAACUGCAACCAGCACCAUCUGUUCCUCGAUCAAGCCCAAAAGUGGAAAGACCACCACCACGAACAAAGACUGUGAAGGCAACUGAAAAUGAUCCCAAGAGCAUUAAGGUUGUCAAUGAGAAGCAGCUGCAAACUGUGACUGAGAAGAAGCUGCAACCAUUGACAAGAAAUGGGAAACCAAGAAAAGCCAAAGUUCAGACGACUUGUGUGGAUCAAUCAUCCAUGACGAAGCCCCGUUCCUAUAGCAAGGUGACGAAGAAGAGCAGUGUGGUGCCACUAGAAUCGAAGCCAUUUCUCCGUAAGGGCUCUAGAAUAGGCCAUGUUAUUGGUCCAGUCGUCAAGACAAAGAUUCCUUCUCGGCCUGAGGAUUCUUUGGGAAACUCUGGUGAUCUGGUCCAAACUGAGGAGAGUGAGGUGGUGGUAACUGGCACUUCUGAUUUGGUCACUCAGCAGCAGGAGAGGAAUCUUGAAGCACAGGAAAUCCAUGCUCCCUUGGAAUCCAACACUACACUAACAAAUAUCCCCCAGAAAUGUGAAGACACAGAGAGCACUAUCCUACUUACUGCCAGUAGUCAUGAUAGCUUUGCAGGAAUGGCAGGAUCUUUGUUAACAACUAAAGCUGGAGAAGUAACAAUCAUCUCCCCAGGAGCAUGGGUGGAAAUAGCAGAGAUCCAGGACCAGUCUAUUCCAUGCCAUGAUAGCACUUCACAAAUUUCAUCUUCAACCAAGAUUGCCCCAGUGGUGGUGUCAAGUCCACGUGUUCACCACUCUCUUUCGCAAAUGCUGCUUGAGGAGAACAAUGAACCGGACAUUAUUGAGUGGGGAAUUGCAGAGAAUCCCCCUACCUCGAUCUGCCAAAAAGAUGCACCGAAAGGAUUGAAGAGGCUCUUGAACUUUGCUCGAAAAAGUAAGCCUGAUGCAAAUUUGACUGGUUGGUCUAGCCCAUCUGUCUUUUCUGAGGGAGAGGACGAUGCUGAGGAUUCCAGAGCUGUUAGUAAGAAAAAUGCUGACCAUCUCCGGAGGAACGCUGCCCUUCAUGCUAGGAACUAUGGCCAGUCAAAUGGUGAAGCCUAUGAGAAAAAUUCAGCUGCUCAUGAACUCUCUGCUCAAUCAAAGAAAAACAAAUCCAAUGCUCAGAGUUCUUCUCUCAAGUUGCAGGAGGGCCACAUCUCUACUUCAGCUACCACAGUAAAAGCACCAAGGUCAUUCUUCUCUCUUUCAGCAUUUAGGGGCAGCAAGCCGAAUGAAACCAGGUUCCGAUAAACCAAAGGACAAUUUGGAAGGAUGAGAGUUGUAAGUUGUCACACAAACCUUUCUCCACGACUACGGCUGAAUUUUGAUUCAAAGCAGAUGUAUGUUUUCUCUUCCUCCUUUCACCUUCUAGAUGUCGGGCAAUGUGAUCCCUCUUUUUCUCCACGGUGUGUUACUUUCAUGUAGUCGCACAUUUUCAUGCAGCAAACAUUUGCAUAUAUCCUGUAGCAGCUUAGAUUAACUUAGGCAUCUCCCUUUAGGGAAAACACCAAAGAAUUUGUCAUUUGUUUAGUCAGCUGACCUUUUUGUUUAUACAUGUUGCGUAAUAAGGUGUACUUUGCUUCCUUUUUCACUUAAAUUCAUG
Messenger RNA from Ilex paraguariensis (yerba mate), 3981 nucleotides. Lineage: Eukaryota; Viridiplantae; Streptophyta; Magnoliopsida; Aquifoliales; Aquifoliaceae. The record is from the annotation of a GenBank genome assembly.